Desarmillaria tabescens is the source of this 990-nucleotide messenger RNA. RefSeq lists its product as uncharacterized. The transcript is spliced from 10 exons. The coding region runs from base 1 to 990 and encodes 329 amino acids. Lineage: Eukaryota; Fungi; Basidiomycota; Agaricomycetes; Agaricales; Physalacriaceae. The record is from RefSeq and is a predicted model, not a curated record.
AUGUCUUCCCACGACUCUGUCAUUUCUUCUAACCGUCGGUCUAAAUGGGGUCGGGUUCAGGUUUCACCUACCGUCGACAAUACUUUGUCAACUGUAGACGUUGGCAUUCCUGCACCUGUUUCUUCUGCUCGUUCUGCCACUAGUGCUCCCCCCAAAAAAAGGGUCCGACGAGGUGAUCCCCUUGACUCGCUCGAUCCUCGUUCUCCAUCUGUCCCUGCUCCCAGAGAGUCUGCUUACUCCUUGCUUCCGCCCGUCACCGUGUCUCAUCCAUCUGGUGUCGCGUAUCAACAGCUGUGUCGCCGUGUGUCCUAUGGUGAUCUCACUCCUGAGGAGAUCGUGGCCAUCCUACAUCAGAGGCACAUUGCUGCUGCAGAUCCCCGUGGUCUCGCUCCCUCGCCGGUGGCCACAGAUCCUUCCUUCGGGAUUGCUCCUUUUACACAGGCUGAGAGUGCCAAUGUGGACAACGAUGAAGGGUACUGUCCUAUCUUGCUUCUUCUUCUGCCCUAUGGCUUAUAUUCCGACAGUUCGGAAUGUGGCAAUCCAUUCAUGGACGAUAUCGCUGAAGAAAAAAGUACUCGGAAUCUGAGGAUGAGGCUGGUGACGAUGUCACUGACCCUUCUUAGUCUGGUCCUGUUGAUAUUGAGUCUCGUCUUCCCAUCCCUGGGACCUGGGAGUCUGACUGUCAUGCUGACGGUGUUCCUCCUGCAUUUUGUUCAUGUGUUCCUGCAUAGGCAUGUCAGGACCAAGACUACGAAGGGCGAGCUGGCUUCUGGUUUAACCGAAAAACUCACUUUCGAUGAUGACAUCCACAAUGAUCCUUCCGUUGCCAUUACAUCAAAGAAGUUGAAGCAUCCCCAUGCUGUCAUUCCAUCUGCAUCCAUUGAUGUACCUGAUAUGUCAUCUGCGCCGUCUGCUGAAGUGUAUCUUGAGGACCUCGGGUACCCGCCUGUUCCUGUAUCUCGACCUUCAAAAAAAGGAUGUACCCGUUGA